AGUACGCAAUCCGCUUCCCUCCAACCGCAUCCCUCUCUCUCUCUCUCUCUCUCUCUCCAUGAAUCGAUGAUCUCCAAGCCGUCAUGAGGCCCAUCCAUGAUCUCCAUACCCUGAAUCAACGGACCAGAUCUGUUUCCUCCCCUCUCCAUGUCAUCAUCAACAUCAUCAUCUCGGUUGGACUUGGGGGCCUUUGCAUCCCCGAACGACGACAAGGCCGCCGAGUCCGUGAAAGUCGUUGAAUGGGAGGAUCUGCAGCAGGAGCUGGCGAGGCUCUGGAGCCUGUCGUCAGCGCUCAAGAAAGCUAAAGAGAGGAAGGAUCUCCUCUCGCAGAAGCUUGAGUCCCUCAUCCAGGUAAGAUCAGAAUCGCUGCAUCAGUCCAAUGAGCUUGAGGAGAUGCGCCAAAAACUGGAGACCCAGAAGCUAGUGAUGGGGAAUCUGUUGAUUCACUCGAAAAGCACAUCAGAGGAUGUUAGGAACCAAAAUAAGCAGCUUUGCCUCAGCAUCAGAUCACUGUUGGGCGCUGGCAAAGCACUUGCAGUAGCUUAUAAUCAGCUGCAGGAAGCUAAUAGGUUGCUAGCUGGUGAACGAGGUCAUGUUCAUCUCAAAAAUUUUCAGAAGUUGCUUCGAAUGAGGCAACAGUACAUGAUGGCACAAGUUUCAGCCCUUUAUCCAGUAAAGGCCUCACUUGGACAGACACCUGGAGGAAAGUAUGACUCACGUUCUGAUGGGAGCAAAUCAGGGGAUGGUGCUGGAUCUAGCUCGUCAGUUAUCCUGGAAUCCAGGAAUCCAGGAAAGUCAUCCUUAACCAUUUUAGGGCUGCAACUUACUGUGCCUCCUUUGAAGAAGAUUAGUUUUUUCAGUGAUAAGAAGGAGAUUCAGAGGUCUGCCACUGCUCUCGGCUAUGUUGCACAUGCUGUCUUGCUUAUAGCAUCUUACUUAGACGUUCCUCUUCGGUACCCUCUACACUUGGGAGGUUCAUGCUCAUACAUUUUUGACCAUGCAUCUCCAUUGGAGUCCACAUCUGAUUUAGUGUCAAACCCAAUAGCUGGCCCAAAUAUGAAGCCUACAGAAUUUCCUCUUUUUCUAGAAGGCCAGGACACAACCAGAGCUGCUUAUGCAAUGUUCUUGUUGAACAAGGAUUUAGAGCAGCUUUUGAACUAUAUUGGCAUUCAAAGUUUGGGGCCACGUCAUGUAUUGGCUAAUUUGAGGGAGCUUUUGAGGACAAUUCAGUCUCAGGAAUUUGUAGAUAAAUGAUCUCUGCUGCUUUGAAGUGUUAACCAUUAAUGUUAGCUGCUGCUGCUUAUUUCAUGAAGACCAGUUUAGUUUGUACUUCUUGGUAGGUGCUAUUUUUGUGUAGCACCUUAUUAUUAUAAGGUCCUGGAAGAAGCUGUAUUUGCAGAAAUGUCUGUCGUGCUUAUUGGAUUGCCUUCUUUUACUAUAAUAUAUUAUUUGGCCCUACCAUGUUGAGAAGAGGUGAAUUUAUGUGGAGUUGCACCUUGGAAAGGGAAUUGAUGUGCAUAAGACGUGCAAUGUUGAUGGGAGCUUGCAAUCUUGAAAUGAGAUGUGAUUACAUUUGUUGCAGUAAAGUAAGAUGGGUUGUCUGUUGUAUCAUUGGAAACUAACUUCAUUAUGUAUUGGAAUGUUAAGAAG
Molecule: messenger RNA, 1650 nt
Organism: Magnolia sinica
Lineage: Eukaryota; Viridiplantae; Streptophyta; Magnoliopsida; Magnoliales; Magnoliaceae
Product: vacuolar protein sorting 38-like
Exons: 6
Coding region: 148-1254 (368 amino acids)
Biological process (GO): SNARE complex assembly
Cellular component (GO): lytic vacuole; endosome
Molecular function (GO): SNARE binding
Source: RefSeq, a predicted model, not a curated record